AUGUUCUCUUGUACACGUUGUGGGAAUAAAGUGUCUGAUGGACCUUUAUGUAAUUUAUGUAAACGGCAGUUUGACUUCGCCUGUGCUGGUAUUACAGAGACCAAUUUUCGUAAACUUGGGGAAAGAAGAUCCACCUGGCGCUGUAUUGACUGCAAAAAUGCCCAGUCUCCUGCAUCAACAUCUUAUAAUAAUCCUGGGAUAGCAGUGCGAUUGGAAGAAAUGCAGGCUACCCUAGUGAAUAUAACGCAGCAACUUGUACCCUUGGCGUCACUUAUUGAAGAUGUAAAGACCAUUAAGCUUGAAAUAUCGAAUCUUAAGAGCUCGGUUGAAUUUGCUCACCAAACUGCAAGCCAGUUGUCGGUGACAGUGAAGUCCCUGGAAUCCAGAAUUUCGCAAGUUGAGGAACACACCAAUUUGAUCCACAUUUUGGGAGCUGACCUUAAAAAGUUCAAAGAAGAUCUACAGGAUAAGGAACAAUGGGCGCGGGCCAAUAAUGUGGAAAUAAAAGGGAUUCCAGUGAAAAAGUCCGAGAACUUAUACGAUAUUGUGGAUAAUAUCAGUAAAGUUAUCCAGUGUUCUAUACGUAAAGAAGACAUCAAUUAUAUUGCCCGAGUCCCCAGCCUCAAAGCAGAGUCUCAAAAGUCCAUAAUCAUGGCGCUCAAUAAUCGUUACUGCAAGGAAGAGUUUGUAGCAGCUGCGCGUAAACAUAAGGAACUCAAAGUUUCUCAACUAGGAUACGCCGAUGAAGGCUAUGUUUACGUCAACGACCAUCUCACGCUAUUUAAUAAAGCUCUUCUUAAGAAGGCAAAGGAUCUGGCGAAAACAAAAAACUUCAAAUAUGUGUGGAUAAAACAUUGCAAGAUUCUGGCCCGAAAAUCCGACACAUCACCGACGUUCCGCAUAAAAUCAGAAAAAGAUCUUCUAAAAUUUUCAUAA
Parnassius apollo (apollo) is the source of this 936-nucleotide messenger RNA. The record is from the annotation of a GenBank genome assembly. NCBI's taxonomy places the organism in Eukaryota, Metazoa, Arthropoda, Insecta, Lepidoptera, Papilionidae.